GAAAGAGACUGCUGGGAGGCGACUCGCUGAGCGCUGUGAUCAACACAGAGACGAGUAGAGGAAACGAGGGGAAAGUGACAGAGUGCGCUGAUUGACACGCCCGGCGUGGCGAAAGCAAAGGACAAGCUUGCCAACUUUUUUUCUUCUUUUUUGAUGAAUGUUUAAUCUGCUAAUGUCUUCUGAUUUAUUGUGGAGCUGAGUGGAUCGCACUACGAGGGGCUUAAUUAGUUUUCCCAGCUUGUCACUUCAAAGCCUUUUGUCUUGCACAUCUUUGAAAAUGAUGUAAAGAGGUGCAAUCACUCUGUUCGUGUUCACUGGGGAUCGUAGCCGCUCUGUUGUCGGAUGCUUGGAUUUUGCUGUCAGACUUUGAUUCUUUAUUUACCGCCUUGGCUUAUUUUCAAUCUGCAUGAGCCAUGGGCCACUGACUUUGAGUGGCUGGGCUGGAUAAGCUUCUGACAGGCUUUAUUAAUGAACUAUGAUACAUCAUGUAUAUACAUCUCCCACUGACAAUGUGGGGAACUAGAUAAGGACAGACUGCUCUCUUUAGAAUAUGUUCUCCAAGAAUCGUUUCAAUGGACAACAUGGAGCAGGUGUUUCCCCUAAAGGAGGCGCAAAGUCAAAAGUUCACCCACCUAAGAAGAGGGCUCCAAACCCAAGGGUAGCACUCGUUAUUCGGGGCAAAAUACAUCGUUUAUUGCAAGGAUCUGCAGACCACCAUGUCCCAGAUUCCCACCUCUAUUAUUCAGGUAUUGAGGAAGACGAGGCGAGAGAAACACAUGAGAGCAGAAAGGAGCGCAGGAGCAUAUACCCAAAGGUUAGCCCAAGGGCAGAAGCAUAUUCCCCCACAGUUUCAAACACUAAAACGCAUGGUGUAACAUCUGGGCCACCAUGUGUAGGAGAGGUGGAACUGAACAGAGAGGGGUGUAUAAGAAUACCCUGCACUUUGCAGCAUAAAAGAUGUAGGUCACCAGCAAAUAUUAAACGAAUCUCCUUCGAAGAAGGACUUCGGGAUGCUCCGGAGCAAUUACGGCCACCCCUACACUAUGCUCCGGUUGGUCCAGACGUGAAUGGCAAGAAGUUCGUAUCAACAGCAGGAAGGAAUUUUGCCUCACCCCGUAUUCGGCCAAAGAGACCUUAUUCUACUGGUGACUGUGUUGACUACAAUUUUAGCAGACCUCUCCCUGGUACACUGCUAGAAGAGGAUGAAGAUAAAGAGGAGGAGUCAAGUGCCAUCAUCGAGCACAUUCUAAAAGAGCUGAGGGGGAUCAACAAGAUCCAGGAGGAAAUCUCUGACCUCAGGGAUUACCUGACCUCAGUUCGAGGGUCAGUUGAGGAAGUAUCAUCGUGUGUAGAUGCUGUUCUGUUGGAGAUUGAGGGCAUUCGUUCUAGCAACAAGCCUGGAGCCCAUGCAGGUACUUGGUCAGGGGUAGGGUGCAAAGAUGGCCCAUCCUGCCGCAGGAGGCCUGCGAGUGCUUAUGGCAGUUUAGGUAGUGCAGUGCCAAAGUCAGAGUCAAAUUGUUUCCCUCAAGCAUGCAAUGAGCGCCAUAGCAUACACAGAGAAUUACUGCUAUCCCAGCCAGAAGACUCAACAGUUUCCCCAAUCGCUGAAUCAGUGGAUCAUCGGGAACUAGAGGAACCAGAGGAACCAGAGGAUACCUCUGAGCAUAGCUCUGAUAUCCCAGUAGGCGCUAUAGCAAGAAAACUCAGCUUUGGCUACCUUGACAGGCAGGAUGGUCAAGACUGCCUGAGCACCAGCUCUUUGUCUUCUGGUCAUAGUUCUAAAUCUGAAUCAGACAUAGAAAGACCAUCAUCUAGUCAUGGAAGAAAGCAAGAGAGGACUCGUGAUGGGGAGGAACAUUGGACUAAUGCUGUACCAACACACAGUGGACCUAUGGAAUCCGUGUGGCAUAGGGAAACAGCUUACAUAAGGGAGCAUGAAGGUGUGAGCCCUCUUUGCUGUGAAGGAGCUGGGAGCUGGGAACAAUACAGUGGUGCGACGGGAUAUGGUACAUCUGGGCAGUGUUCUAAUGCAAGCUCAGAACAUCUCUCUAUACACUCUGGAAAGCAUUACAACUCACCUGCCAGCAGUUCUAGCAGAGAGGAAUGGCAGCCGCGAAGGAGGCGGCCUCAGAACCAGUCUGGGAUUCAUGGAUCGGCAGAUCCCAGUGAAAACUCCACUGUAGCAUAUGAAUGUGCUGCUGAUUUGUCCUACCCGCAAAGUUCUGGUUACCACUCAGUCGAUGGGCAUGAUGCUGAAGCAGAGGAAUCAGACUUUAGGCAUUCAGCUGAUCUGAGCUUUACAACAACUUGUCAAGUUGAAACGUAUUUAGCAUAUGAUGAGUCUACAGCAAUGACGUGGACUGAGCCAUCCUGCCUGACUGACGCCAGUAACCAAAGCUUAGGAAAUCAAUUCUCUCACCCUGGCAAUGCAGAUCCCCAAGCUGGGGGUUUCAAUGUCAAACGCAUAGGUAGAGCAGUACUUGAUUUUAGCUCUGCCUUGCGGGGUGCAUUGCGCAAACUUGAAGCACCUGGAGCUGUGAAUCCUGAAGAAGAAACAGACUUUGAAAUAUCAAUGCCUUCAGAGCUGCCUACAACUCAGUUGCCUUCAAAACCUUUUUGCUAUGAGACACAAUUGGUUCAAACAUCUGAUAUAACCCAAAAAGGUGAUGUGGUUGGUGGUGAUGAUAUUGCUUUUAGGGAAAGCAUAACCAGCACUGUAGAUACAUUAGAUACUUUCUAUGUGGAGCCUAUGCUUAAAGAAGCCAUCAACAGCCUUACAUUGGAGUGUACAGAAACUUACCAACACCCUUUUUCUGACAUUGUCCCACCGUGUCCUGAGGAACUCCCAGUCUGCCCUGACAUGAUUUGCAGUAGUGCUGCAAAACUGCCUCAACCUGAUGGCCUUACAGAAAAACAUGCAGAAACUCUUGCAGAUGUGAGCCUUAAAGAAGCUCAGCUUUCGCAAUGUACCACUGCGGAUUCACUGUCGGCCUCGGUUUUGGCUGACGAACCUGCAGCCGUGGAAGGGCAAACUGAUGUCCCACUACCACAACAAACUAGCAUGGACGCCCCUAUAGUUUCUGAGGACAAAUCAGAAGGAGAAGCAGCAGAGCUAUCCACAGAGAUCAGCCAGAUGGAUGAGCGCAGGCUAAAGUGUCUGAGGAGCUUUCAGCAGAUUCUUCGUGAGAAGAGAGAGACCAGGCGCAGCCUUGCCAGUGUGUCCACCUUCUCUCAGGAUGAGUUUGAGCAAGAUGGAAGUCAAGAUGGAGAUCAGAGCCGAGAUCAAGAUGGUGACCUCAGCAAGCACCCGUGGGCCAAGCCAGGGGGGAACACACCGUUUGGCAUUGACAGCAUGCCAGAUCUCCGCAAGAGAAGGCCCAUUCCCCUCGUUAGUGAGCUGGCUAUGUCUAUGCUACAGUCCAGGAAAGCUGGACUCGCCCACACACUGGCCACACGGACCUCCCUGAAAGACGAAGAGCUUAAAAACCACGUAUACAAGAAGACCCUGCAGGCUCUCAUCUACCCCAUCUCCUGCACCACGCCGCACAAUUUUGAAGUGUGGACCGCCACCACACCCACUUACUGCUACGAGUGCGAGGGUCUGCUGUGGGGCAUCGCCCGGCAGGGAAUGCGCUGUGCAGAGUGUGGGGUCAAAGUGCAUGAGAAAUGCCAAGAGCUGCUAAACGCUGACUGCCUGCAAAGAGCGGCCGAGAAGAGCUCCAAAACCGGGGCAGAGGACCGGACGCAGCACAUCAUCAUGGCCAUGAAAGACCGGAUGAAAAUCCGCGAGAGGAACAAGCCAGAGAUCUUUGAGGAGAUCCGUAAAGUGUUCAACGUCUCCAAGAUGGUCCACACCCAGAACAUGAAGAACAUUAAGCAGAGUGUGCUGGAUGGCACUUCCAAGUGGUCAGCCAAGAUCACCAUCAAUGUCGUCAGUGCCCAGGGUCUCCAGGCCAAGGACAGGACAGGUUCCAGUGAUCCAUAUGUGACCAUCCAAGUGGGUAAAACCAAGAAGAGAACAAAGACAAUCUACGGCAACCUGAACCCAGUCUGGGAGGAAAAGUUCAGCUUCGAGUGCCACAACUCAUCAGAUCGGAUCAAGCUGCGGGUUUGGGACGAGGACGAUGACAUCAAGUCGCGAGUGAAGCAGCGUCUGAAGAGGGAGUCGGACGACUUCCUGGGACAGAGCAUCAUUGAGGUCCGAACGCUCAGUGGAGAGAUGGACGUGUGGUAUACCCUGGAAAAGAGGACAGACAAGUCGGCGGUGUCUGGUGCCAUCCGUCUUCAGAUCAGCGUGGAGAUUGAGGGAGAGGAGAAGGUGGCGCCCUACCACGUGCAGUACAUGUGCCUUCAUGAGAAUACGUUUCACUUUACGACGGAUGUCGAGGGAGGCGGCGCGGUGAAGAUCCCGGCCGCUCAGGGAGACGACGCGUGGAAGGUUUACUUUGAUGAAGUGCAACAGGAAAUUGUGGAUGAGUUUGCGAUGCGUUACGGCGUUGAGUCCAUCUUCCAGGCCAUGACCCAAUUCUCUUGCCUGUCCUCUAAGUACAUGCUGUCAGGGGUGCCGGCAGUGAUGAGCACCCUGCUGGCCAACAUCAAUGCCUUCUACGCCCACCCCACCGCCUCCACCAAUGUCUCUGCUCCAGCCAGAUUUGCAGCCUCCAACUUCGGGAAAGACCGUUUUGUGAAGCUCCUGGAUCAGCUGCACAACUCCCUGCGUAUCGAUCUCUCCAUGUACAGAAAUAACUUCCCAGCCAGCAGCAAGGCUCGCCUCAGUGACCUCAAAUCUACUGUGGAUCUUCUCACCAGCAUCACUUUCUUCAGAAUGAAGGUCUUGGAACUGCAGAGUCCUCCCCGUGCAGCCAACGUGGUGCGAGAUUGCGUCAAGGCCUGCCUGAACUCCACCUACGAGUAUAUCUUUAACAACUGUCUGGAGCUCUUCAACCGCCAGUUUCAACCCGCUGUCCAAGCACCCGAGCCAGACAAGAAGAAGAAGAAGAAGAAGGAAAAAGCAGAGGGUUUCCUCAAGAGCUCAAUAUGGUUUCUCCAGUUUGUCCUUGCCUGGCUCGCUGAGAACGAGGAGGUAUCCAUGGAGUUUAUGCAUGGAGCGCUGGAGAGAGACAAGAGAGAAGGGUUUCAACAGACAUCUGAGCAUGCUCUGUUCUCCAGCUCGGUGGUGGACAUCUUCACUCAGCUCAAUCAGAGCUUUGAGAUUAUCAAGAAACUGGACUGCCCUGACCCCACGGUGGUGGCACAUUAUAACAGACGCUUUGCCAAGACGAUCACCAAAGUGCUCCUGCAGUACUCUGCUCUGCUGGCCAAGAGCUUUCCCUCCUACUGUGAGAAGGAGAAGAUACCGUGCGUGCUGAUGAACAACAUCCAGCAGAUGAGAGUCCUUUUGGAGAAGAUGUUUGAGUCCAUGGGAGCAAAACAGCUGGAUACUGAGGCGGCUGACAUCCUGAACGAUCUGCAGGUGAAGCUCAGCACCGUCCUGGACAAUUUCAGCACCAUGUUUGCUAAGAGUUUCCAGCCUCGCAUUAACGGCUGCAUGCGUCAGAUGGCUGAGAUUCUCUACCAGAUGAAAGGCCCCCCCAACCACAGCACCGCUGAGGCAGACGCUGACACCAUGCUGAGGCCCCUCAUGGAGUUUCUGGAUGGGAAUCUCAGUAUUUUUGCUGACAUCUGUGAGAAGACGGUGCUGAAGAGGAUCUUAAAGGAUCUGUGGAAGAUCGUCCUGAGCAGCCUGGAGAAGACCAUCGUGCUGCCUCAGAGCAAUGACAGCUUGGGAGCUCAGCUCCUCACAGCAGCUAAAGGACUUUCUAACCUCAAGGGAGGAGGUGAAGCCAAAACCCUGACGCCCAAGCAGUGCAUAAUUAUUGAUGCAAGCCUCGAGUCAAUCAAGCAAUAUUUCCACGCGGGAGGAAAUGGGCUGAAGAAGGCGUUCGUCGAGAAAAGUCCUGAACUGGCAUCGCUGCGUUACGCCCUCUCCCUCUACUCCCAGAGCACCGAUGCUCUCAUCAAGACCUUUGUCACCACACAGCACUCCCAAGUGCAUGAUGGGAUGGGCAUCAGAAUCACCGCCAAUGAGAAGAUCAGACCUGAUAGGGGUUCGGGGGUAGAUAAGCCGAUCGGAGAGGCCUUGCUGCAGAUCGACAUGCUGCUCGGCAAAGAGCGCAAGGUCAACGUCAAAGUCAUCGCGGUGAACGACAUGAAGUGGCAGACGUCUGGGAUGUUUCGGCCUUUCGUCGACGUCUCCAUGGUCGGUCCAUUCCUGGCUGACAAGAAGCGCAAGUUCACCACAAAAUCCAAGAACAACAGCUGGACGGCUAAAUUCAACGAGGCUUUCCAGUUCGUCCUGGGUAAAGAAUCCCCGGACUGCUACGAGCUGCAGGUGACGGUGAAGGAUUACUGCUUUGGACGGGCGGACCGGGUGGUCGGCGUGGCCGUCGUUCAGCUGCGCGACGUGGCCGACCGCAAGAGCUGCGUGUGCUGGUGUCCUCUCGGGCCACGCGUUCACACCGACGAGACGGGCAUGACGGUGAUGCGUAUCCUGUCCCAGCGUCCUGCUGACGAGGUGGCCAAAGAGUUUGUCAAGCUGAAAUCGGAAACUCGCCCCGCGGAGGAAGGCAGAUGAGCCGAAACGGGCUUUACUGAAAGCGAGGUUUAGAAGCGCGGCUUUGUCUGUGAGCAGCGUUUCACCUUCAUCCUUAACUAACGGAGACCCUUCUGACUGAUGACGUACGAGUUUAUCAUAGUUGGAAUAAGAAAAAUGGAUUUGUUAAAAAGGGCAAAUUUUGAGGAAGAGAUCGUCUCUCAAAAUGUAAAAAAAAGACGUUUCCAGUUUGCGAUACCAGUCCUGUCAAUGGAUUUUAUAUCAGACGAUGACUUUAGAGAGAAUCACCGAUCCAACCAACCCUACGAGAAAGCUCUCAGCAACGACAGAGACAAAACAAAACUCUAAACAGGAAGAAACUUGUGAAAACGUUCUCAGGAACGGCAGCUGUGAUCGUUUCAGGUGAAGGGAAGCUCAGCAUAGCAUCUAUCCAGUUAACUUUGUUUUUUUUGUGGUGUCAUUUCAUAAUUUAAUAUUUUAGUGAGUUAAUCUGGAUAAAAUCAUUCUGACUUUUAAAAACCACCGAGAUACUUGACCACGUGACACAUUUUAAAACUAGACCUGAUCAGUAACCUCUGAAGUUUAGCAGCAGGACGACAGCUCAAACACUCCCCUUUCACUCAUGCAUCUAUAAACGACCUCCCUCUGUUUUUUCAUGACUCCAGGGGCCCCUGCCGGCCCUCAGUGAGGCCGACACCACUGUAGGCCUAAGUCUUUGCUCACCCUCCAUAAACUUUGUCUAAAUGUGUUUCAGGGUGUAGUCCUUGCUGGUGAAUUGACUGUCUGUUGACUGUGAGUAUUACACGAGCCCAUAUUCUUCUAUAAUGUUUGAGCCUUUGAGGCCUUUAAACUCUUUACAGACACCGUGUGUGACUCUGGAACAACCUCUGGAUCCAAAACCUAAUGUCAUGAAAACACACUACAGUGAACAAAUGCUUUAUUUGAUUUGUUGCAGAAAGCCGAAACAUUUAAGACUGAUACACAAUUUAGUCGUAGACAGAGUUGUAACUGUAACGCACAUAUGUUUAUUAACACAACUUAAGAAAGGACUAGUCGUCACACAGUAGUCAGGCUAUGCAUUAUCCACAGAGUGAGCGUCACACAUUUGCAGCCAAAUUUAACAGUGUGAAAUAUUGUGAUACAGCGUCAGAUCCUGAUGAUUUGCAGGUAAUUAAACAGGAAAUGCCUCAGACGUGUUUUUCCCUUCGAUGUUAGCUUCAGACUGAUCUAUAGAACCUGCAGGAGCACUAAUACGGGCUGUGGUUUGAUUUUGUAGCAAGUUUUUAUGGAUUGCGUUGCCUUAAAAUAAGCAGAUGAGUUAGCUAACGAAGCUAGCCUGCUUUAAGAGACUUGAAAUAUGACAACACUGACUUGUAAAUUAAAAAAAGUAAAGAUGUUAUUCAGAAGCAAAAACUCUGACUGACUGCUGGGCCGUUGGGUGUUUGAGGUUUUGAUUUAAUGCUAAUUUGUGAUGGUGACAAAAUGCUGUGAAUGGAAACAACAGCUGAAAAACCCUUUUAAGUGUUACGUAGCGUGAACACGAAUAUAGGACCAAACAUGAUCAUUCCAUUUUGUUUACUUUAAUAGUUUUUACAAACUAGGACAGAUGCAAUCAGCCGCCGCAGCCUCGCCGCGCGUGCACCGUCACAUAUUUGACCGUUCUCGUGUUUCCAAACACGAGGUGGCAUUUUGCAUUAACGUAAAACUUUGAAGGAAAAUACAGGCAGAGCAAACAGGCCGGUUUGAACGGACUGACUGUAAGCGGCGGUUUUUUCCACCCUCUUGUCUGUUUAUGUGCCAAGGACCUCCGUGUUCAGCGAGCCUCAUUCAGCUUUCUCUCAUGUUUCGGGUUGUAUUUGACAGAUGUGGCCUUUGCAGACAUCCCACUUUUUACUUUUCCAAACUGGCUGCACGAAAGCAACUAUAGAAGUGAGCCACAUCUGUAGUUACACCCGAACUCUUGCACUCUGUUUCACUGUAAGUUUGUAAGAAAUGAAACCAAUGCCUACGUCCAGAGCAUGUAUUUAUUGUAAACAGUCAGCUAGAAUUGUGAUUUCCUUUCCCCCAUGUAUGUACUGUGACAUAUGAAGACUGUAUGUAAAGUACUUAUCAUUAUUCUAAUGUGACAUAUGUUGAAUAUACUUGUAACAUUAUUUUGUACAUAAAAUAUUUAUGAAUCAGCCUCGUGUCUUUGGUCACAGAGCUCGCUGUUCCCGCUCAGCACGGCAGCUCCGGUCAGUGAUUCCUGCCUGACCUGAGCGCCACACUCGGUUGCACACCUGCUCUCCAGGUUUAAUCUUUCCGUCUUUGCAAACACACACCUUCAGUCUUCAUCACGGUAACUGGUUUAGCUAUAAAAAUUCACAGAAAAAAACCAGUUUAAACUAAAGAGCACGAACCACAAGGCCCCCGGGUACUGUGGGUGUUCUGGGGAAGCGGUGCUUGGGAUGUUUUGCGUGGAUUGUGCAGGCUCUAUUAUUCUGGGUACUCAGAGACUGUUAAGGGCACUGGUGAUUUUAAAUGGUUGUGUGCUGGAUAAGUACUUAAAGGUGUAUUGCAUAAAGUGCUGUAUGAAUGGGUGGGUAAAUGUAGUCUAAAUGACUCAAAGUAGCCAGUAAGACUACAAAAGCGCUGUAUACAUGCAGGUCGAUUGUGUUUUUGUCUGAUUUGUAGCUCAUCUUUAUGAUGCAUUAAUACUGUAAUCCUGCUCAGCCGGUCGUUG
Pundamilia nyererei is the source of this 9335-nucleotide messenger RNA. RefSeq names its product protein unc-13 homolog B-like. The record is from RefSeq and is a predicted model, not a curated record. Bases 551 to 6634 code for a protein of 2027 amino acids. Gene Ontology annotation, molecular function: phospholipid binding; diacylglycerol binding; syntaxin-1 binding. Gene Ontology annotation, cellular component: presynaptic active zone cytoplasmic component; synaptic vesicle membrane; presynaptic membrane. Lineage: Eukaryota; Metazoa; Chordata; Actinopteri; Cichliformes; Cichlidae. The transcript is spliced from 33 exons. Gene Ontology annotation, biological process: synaptic transmission, glutamatergic; dense core granule priming; synaptic vesicle priming.